This is a messenger RNA of Closterium sp. NIES-67, 1679 nucleotides long. Lineage: Eukaryota; Viridiplantae; Streptophyta; Zygnematophyceae; Desmidiales; Closteriaceae. The record is from the annotation of a GenBank genome assembly.
CUUCCCCCAACUCCUCACAAGUAGUCGACAUAUUUCUGGUGCCUCCUCGUCUCAGCCUUCGUGACUUUUGAGUCGACUCAAAAGUCGCCUUAUAUUUCCUCGCAUUCUGUUCUCACGUGCCGUCGUUACUUCAUGCUGACUGCCGUUAGCCGCCUCCUACUACUGACCGAACCGUCAUAUAAAUCUCACAGCUGUUGACCCUGCUUCGCCAACGAACCAAGUCGCCUGCACGCGCGUUUGCACUCAGCACGUGCCGCCAUGGCGCUCCGGCAGACAGCGUGCCUACCGCCGCUAUCCGCACUGCCGUCCUACCCUAUCGCCGGGACAUCUCUAAAGACACGAGGAGCGCGGAGAGGCGUUCCGUCCAGCUUGCAUCUGGUUGGCCGUAGCUUUCAGCAGAACGGCUGUGAGAGGAGCUUUGCGCCUUCCCACGCGACCUCUCACAGAGCUCUCACAUCCACCGGCAAAUGCCGCCCGGGCGCGCUGGCCGCCACGUGGAGCGGAGAAGAGUCGCAACGCCACGUCAUCCACGAGGCAGCCGUGCCGCGGAACGGCAUGCGAGCUACUAGACGCGUGAAGCGACCCACGUGGCGAGCACACGCCACACCCUCCUCCUCCUCGUCCUCCUCUUCCUCGUCCUCUCCCACCCCCUCGUCCUCCUCCGCGCCUCUCUCGCUCUACGGCGAAGACAGUGAAGACAUGUCCUCGCCGCGCUCCAUAGCUGCUGGUCUGCACCGCCGCUACCGCGCCGUCGUUGACAGUGGCUACCGCGACCACCUCAAGGAGUUUGCGAGAGCAGCGGUGGCAGCGUAUGCCGUGGGGUGCACGGAGGAGGGGCUAAGGCGGGAGCUCACUGCGCUGCUCACACCCACACUAAAAGCCGCAUCUCCUCCAACAGUACCUGCUGGCGCUGCCGCCUCGCCACCAGCAACGUUAGAAAGAAUAGAAAGAGUAGAAGCAGUAGGACUACCAGCAACGGCAGCAGAGGAAAGGGACGUGUCGUCCCUAUCCUUCCCUCCCUCUGUGACUUCCGCAACCAUUUCCACGGAAUUGAGACAGGAGGUGCACGAGUGUGUGCUGUGGGUGGCCAUAGUGUUUGUGACCAUAGCGGUGCUGCCGCAGCCUGUGAUCACGCGCUGGGCGCUCUCCAAGGCCGCCUCGCCCGACUCGCACGUGCAGUGGCAGGGCUUCUGCUCGCUCAUCGCCAACGCCUACUACACGCAAGGCAUGGCCUGGUACUCGGUGGGGCGGCUGCAGAUGGAGCAGAUGGCGGUUGCGGGCGUGGCGGAGCCGGCCGCGGUGGUGGCGGACAGAAUGCGCCUCGUCUUCACCACCCUCGAGGUCGUGGACCCCCGAUGGGGCGGGCUGCAGGACUUCCCCACGCUCUGAUUAUCUCACGCCUCAUUGGCCAUCAAGGUGACCCGCCAGCCGCUUUGGGGUCUGGGCAACGAGUCUUAUGUGCAGUGAAGCCACCACAGGCUGCACGCCUUUGCUCUGCAAAGCUCUGUUGGGUGGGAGCUUCUAGAUUGUCUGUACCGGGCACGCACUCUUCUGCCUUCCAGGGCAAGCUGGGCUGGAGCCAUGUACCGUAGAUAUAAUUGGAUGACACUUCUCUUGAAAGAGCCUAGGAUGACAGUGCGUUGUUAGUUACGUAUCUACAGUAAAUGAGGUUCUUGGAA